Peromyscus leucopus (white-footed mouse) is the source of this 1778-nucleotide messenger RNA. RefSeq names its product DnaJ heat shock protein family (Hsp40) member C7 (gene Dnajc7). NCBI's taxonomy places the organism in Eukaryota, Metazoa, Chordata, Mammalia, Rodentia, Cricetidae. The coding region runs from base 18 to 1502 and encodes 494 amino acids. Gene Ontology annotation, molecular function: protein binding. The record is from RefSeq and is a predicted model, not a curated record. The transcript has 14 exons.
CUGGUCCCGGCGGUAAGAUGGCGGCUACCGCGGAGUGCGAUGUGGUAAUGGCGGGGACGGAGCCUGAACUGCUGGAGGACGAAGAAGCAAAGAGGGAAGCAGAGUCCUUCAAGGAACAAGGGAACGCAUACUAUGCUAAGAAGGACUACAGUGAAGCUUACAACUACUAUACAAAAGCCAUAGAUAUGUGUCCUAAAAAUGCUAGCUAUUAUGGUAAUCGAGCAGCCACAUUGAUGAUGCUUGGACGGUUCCGGGAAGCUCUCGGAGAUGCACAGCAGUCAGUGAGAUUGGAUGACAGUUUUGUCCGGGGACACCUCCGAGAAGGCAAAUGCCACCUCUCACUUGGGAAUGCAAUGGCAGCAUGUCGCAGUUUCCAAAAAGCCCUAGAACUGGAUCAUAAAAAUGCCCAGGCACAACAGGAGUUCAAGAACGCCAAUGCAGUCAUGGAAUAUGAGAAAAUAGCAGAAGUGGAUUUUGAAAAGCGAGAUUUCCGGAAGGUUGUUUUCUGCAUGGACCGUGCCCUAGAAUUCGCCCCUGCCUGCCAUCGCUUCAAAAUCCUCAAAGCAGAAUGUUUAGCAAUGCUGGGUCGAUACCCAGAAGCACAGUUUGUGGCCAGUGAUAUUUUACGAAUGGAUUCUACCAAUGCUGAUGCUCUGUAUGUCCGUGGUCUUUGCCUUUAUUAUGAAGAUUGUAUUGAGAAGGCCGUUCAGUUUUUUGUGCAGGCUCUCAGGAUGGCUCCUGACCACGAGAAGGCUUGUAUUGCUUGCAGAAAUGCCAAAGCCCUGAAAGCCAAAAAGGAAGACGGGAAUAAAGCAUUUAAGGAAGGAAAUUACAAGCUAGCAUAUGAACUGUACACAGAAGCCUUGGGGAUAGACCCCAACAACAUAAAAACAAAUGCUAAACUCUACUGUAAUCGGGGUACGGUUAAUUCCAAGCUUAGGAAACUAGAUGAUGCCAUAGACGACUGUACAAAUGCGGUGAAGCUCGAUGAUACCUACAUAAAAGCCUAUUUGAGAAGAGCUCAGUGUUACAUGGACACAGAGCAGUAUGAAGAAGCUGUACGGGACUAUGAAAAAGUGUAUCAGACGGAGAAAACAAAAGAACACAAACAGCUCCUUAAGAACGCACAGCUGGAACUGAAGAAGAGCAAGAGGAAAGAUUACUACAAGAUCCUGGGAGUGGACAAGAACGCCUCUGAGGACGAGAUCAAGAAAGCUUACCGGAAACGGGCCUUGAUGCACCACCCAGAUCGGCACAGUGGGGCCAGCGCUGAGGUUCAGAAGGAGGAAGAAAAGAAGUUCAAGGAAGUGGGAGAGGCUUUUACCAUCCUUUCUGACCCCAAGAAAAAGACUCGCUACGACAGUGGGCAGGACCUGGAUGAGGAGGGCAUGAACAUGGGCGAUUUUGAUGCAAACAACAUCUUCAAGGCAUUCUUCGGUGGCCCUGGGGGCUUCAGCUUUGAAGCAUCUGGCCCAGGGAAUUUCUUCUUUCAGUUUGGCUAAUGAAGGGCAACUACUCAGAACCCAGAAAAUGCAGACUUGCUCAGUUUAACCAUGAAUGUGGACGGUUCACCUCCUCCAUCGUGUCCCCAUGUACUUAGAGCAGUUUCGUUUUCUCAGUUGGGUGCCCUGUGUCUGUAUGAGUGGGGUGAAGGAAAGGGAGCCAGCGCUGAGGACUGGGGAGGGGAGGGAAGCCAGGGGUAGACAGGGAGGCAGCUUGUGAAUUUUUGUUGUAUUGUUUAACUUUAUUAAAAAAGAAAAUAAAAUGUUUUGACCAUU